Messenger RNA from Ananas comosus (pineapple), 432 nucleotides. RefSeq names its product SKP1-like protein 11. The coding region runs from base 1 to 432 and encodes 143 amino acids. Gene Ontology annotation, biological process: SCF-dependent proteasomal ubiquitin-dependent protein catabolic process. The transcript is spliced from 3 exons. NCBI's taxonomy places the organism in Eukaryota, Viridiplantae, Streptophyta, Magnoliopsida, Poales, Bromeliaceae. Gene Ontology annotation, cellular component: cytoplasm; nucleus. Gene Ontology annotation, molecular function: cullin family protein binding. The record is from RefSeq and is a predicted model, not a curated record.
AUGGGAUCAGAGCAGCAGGAGACGCAGAAAAGAAUGGUUAAGAUACGGAGUUACGACGGCGUGGUUGUGGAGGUGCCGGAGGCGGUGGCGAUCCAAUCGGUGGUGAUAAAACACGUCGUCGAGGACGUCGGCGUGGAGGACCCAAUCCCGACUCCAAAUGUCGUCGGCGACGUCCUGUCGAAGGCUGCUGAUUAUUUGGAAAUUCAAGGACUGCUGGAUUUAUGCCUGGACAAGGUGGCGAGCGCGAUUACACAGAAGACUGCUGAAGUGAUUCGAAGAGACUUCAACAUCCAGAACGACUUCACCCCCGAGGAAGAGGAAGCCAUACUUCUCGUGUUCUCGACCAUUAUGGAAACAUUGAAGACUUUGCGUUGCUCCUGCAUCGGUGUUCUCUCUAGCUGGGAACUUCUGAGCAGCAGUACCUGUCAAUGA